Molecule: messenger RNA, 3406 nt
Organism: Scleropages formosus (Asian bonytongue)
Lineage: Eukaryota; Metazoa; Chordata; Actinopteri; Osteoglossiformes; Osteoglossidae
Gene: dnajc14
Product: DnaJ (Hsp40) homolog, subfamily C, member 14
Exons: 7
Coding region: 517-2781 (754 amino acids)
Molecular function (GO): dopamine receptor binding
Source: RefSeq, a predicted model, not a curated record
UUUUUAAUAGGAAAUAAUGGCAGUUUAGCGAAGUGUUGACUUCAGAGUAUGCGGGUACUUGGGUGCAGUUUGGGCGGAACGCUGGAAGUGAGACAGUCCGCCUUCCGCUGAGCUCCAGCCUGCGGGACUUCUCCUCGAGGCGAGGCGCGCGAAGGGUUAACGCGCGUGGCGGAAGAGGCCGGAGACGCGAGCGCUGCGGUGCGCUGCCCCCGGAAGUGAAACACAGUAAGGUAAACAAGGGGACUGGAGCCUGCAGCGGAAGAGGAGCGCGAGAAAUUAAGGGCAGACGCGGCGGAUCGCCGUGUAGCGGUGCGGAAAAGAGUGCGAACAGAGUGCGGACAGAGAAGAUGUGCGCUGACACACAACGCUCACCACAUGUCUUUGUUAAUCAGCUCCGUCAGUGACACGCAGUCCCAAAUAACUCACUCACUCACUGCAUCUCGCUCCUCUUUUCCUCAAGACAAAAGGUGGGAGGAAGUUUGUGGAGCAUGAGGCUGGUGUGUUCCAAAGCUAAAGAUGGAUAAGUGUAAAAAUGCUGCCCAGGACAUUUCCAGAUUGCUAGAUGACCCAGGCACUCAGCACUGUAGUGGCCUUGGGAGUGACGUAGGAAAUGGCCUGUGUCCCAGCACUGUGCUCAUGACAGAUCCCGACUCUGCUGCCUGCCAGAAGCAGAGGGACAGUCCAGUGAGCACCAGCGGGAUAUGGGCCACACCAGUUAUGAGAGUGGAGACUUUUGGGACCUUAAAGGAGGACUGGCAAGAGGAUGAAGAGGGGAUAGUUGACAUGCAGAGACAGAAAGACCUGGAUGCCUCUUUGGAAGAGAACUUCGAUGUGAAAACAAGAAAAACAAAGAGACUUGAAGACAAGGUCUUGAAAACUGGGGACAAUGAGGAGAGGGAAUCAUUGUGGAAGGAGAAAAUAGACAUUCUUGAAGUAGCCAGCCAUUGCCUGGAGACCCCUGUUUGUCAGGAAGAUUCAAGUAGAUCUGGGUUUAAGGAAGAUGGCUUUAAAAGCAGAAACAAAGAUGAGGAGAUCAGACAUGAUAGGUGGGAACAGCUGAAGAGUGAGGCAAAUGAGGAGGAAGUAGAUAUAGAUGGAGAUAGAUCAAAACGAAGCGAAGGUAGAAGGGUUUCGGAGAUGAAUGAAGAAUCAGGGUCACAGAGGUCCGGAGGAGAGAAGCAGAAGAGAGGCAAAAGCAGAAACAGUUGCGAGCAGAGCCAGCAAUCAGUGGCUUUCUCUUUCUCAAAACCUCUGACUUCUUCUGGGGGGAGACAUAAGCAGGCUAGGAGGCGACACCACCACCAUCACCACCACCAGGGGAGAUCCAGGGGACAUAUGAGUAGGAUAGCAAUUGCAUGCCGUGAGUUCCUAUCAGAAUCACUGCCUCCUUGGUGCCUGUCCUGCUUCCGAAUGGUCGUGGAGCUCAUCGUUCUGGUGGCUCAUCAGUGUGGGGAGGCGGUCGAGGCUGGAGGGGCAGUGGUUUAUGACUCUGGCUCUCGGCUUCUUAGCAAAGCCAAAAACCUGCAUGCUAUGCAGGCAGGGGCCUGGUAUCUGCUAAGAAGGAUGCACACCACAGGAGUGAUGCUGGUGGGGUGGGCCGUAGAUUUGAUGAGGCAAAUGUCUACCUCCUGUCUCAGUUUCCUUUCCAAGGCUAUGCUGCUGAAAUCUAUGUUCUUCCAAGGCCUGCUGGACAGACUAGGAGGAAAUGGAGGCAACAGGUGGUGGACUGCAUUUUUAAACUCCUGUGCUUGGAAGUGCACUGUGGUUUUCUUGAAGAAAGUACAGUCUUUGUUUUGGGGAAGCAAUCCCCUGACUUCCAGCUCCACUUCUGAGUCCAGCAGUGGUGUGGGUAGAUGUCACCCUGGAAAGGAGCUGGAAAGACUCCUGGGUUUAGCGCACAUCCCCGAAGAUGAAUUAAACCCCUUUGUUGUGCUUGGAGUAGAGGAGAAUGCCACAGACCCUGAGCUGAAGAAGGCCUAUAGACAACUGGCUGUACAGGUUCACCCAGACAAGAACAAACACCCUCGUGCUGGAGAAGCCUUUAAGGUCUUAAGAGCUGCUUGGGACAUAGUUAGUAACCCAGAAACAUACAGGCAGUACCAGCUGAAACGAAUGGCAGAGACGGAACUAUCCAGGUCAAUGAAUGAGUUUCUCACCAAGCUGCAAGAUGACCUGAAGGAAGCCAUGAACACCAUGAUGUGCACUAAAUGCGAGGGCAAACACAAGCGAUUUGAGAUCGAAAGGGACCCUGGAGAGGCUCGGUAUUGUGCAGAGUGCAAAAAGCACCACAGUGCAGAGGAGGGGGACCUUUGGGCUGAAUCCAGCAUGCUGGGAUUGCGGAUCACCUAUUUCUCCUUCAUGGAUGGGAAGGUCUAUGACAUCACUGAGUGGGCUGCUUGCCAGCGAAUAAGCAUUACUCCUGACACUCACCGUGUGCCCUACCACAUCUCCUUUGGGGCAAAGAACAGCAACAGCACACGCCACAGGAGCCCAUCAGAGCACUACUCUGGUCCACAUUCACCUGCUGACUUACAGGACUUCUUUAAUCGCAUCUUCCAGGGAGGGCCUCCCAGCAGCAUGACUGCCAAUGCGGGAUUCUUCCCCUCGGCUUCACGACCUCACCGCCCCGCAGGAUCGGGCAGCAACUUUUUCUCCUCACCCCCUCCACAGCCAGGUUUUUUCACACCUGGUGGGCAGUGGGCUGAAAGUGGUGAGCCCCGGACUGACGGCUCCAAGCCUGUUCGCAGGAGAAAGAAAAUUCGAAAGCCUUUCCAGCGGUGAGCUGAACUAACCUCAGAUAACACCGGGCUCUUGUUGAUUGAACCCUGCUUUCAUUACUGUUCCCCUUUGCGCUCCUGGGCUGAGGGACCAGCUGAAUUCAGAAAGCUUCUGUUAGGGAGUUGCCACUGUCUAAAGCAGGAAGCAGAGAUCCUGGUAAGGAUAUAGGCAAGAAGCAGAGAUCCUGGUAAGGAUAUAGGCAAUUUAUAAGCAAUUUCAAUUUUGAAGAGCGCUGUGUGUUUUGGGUGGAUCUUAUUGUUUUGCGUUAUUUUUGGUUUAUCUUGUUUUCAUAUUUGGAAAUGUAGCCAUACAAAAGUUGAUCCAAUCAGUAUUUCAUCUGUCCUUCAUUUGUUAUGCUCUGCAGUUUAAAAUUUUCAUACAUGUUUUAGCCGAUAAUGAGAAAAGACUGUGCCUGUAAGAUGCAAACCGAAGUUACUAAAUAAAAGAAAUAGUUUCUCCAACACUUAUACAAUGAAUGCCUACAGUGCGCUGCUAAGGGUACCUUAACAAUUGUCCAGGUAUUUCACCAGUUACACCUCUGAUAGAUUGACUUUAAAUUAAGAAUGCAAUAUGCAUAAAGAAUAUGAAAAUAGUAAAAAGGGAAUUACAUUUAAAUUCUAGUUCAAAG